CAGUGGCACGGAUAGCGGCAUGAGCUACAGUCCACAUCAUCAGCAUUUACAAACGGCGCGAUUGUUGCCACCGCAGCAUCAGCAUCUUCCAUUCGAUCCCCGCCUUCACCAUCAGAACCACAGCUCGCAUCCCCUGCCUCAAAGCUCUCAGCCCCAUCAAUUAUCGACAGCAAAUCGUAUAAUGUCCCGCAUUUUUUAAUAUGAUUUAACCACUGUUAUCAGCACAUACACACGCACCCACAAAGGCAUGGAUAUGUAGUACAUAGUACUCAAAAUAAUGAACCAGAAAUUAUUAUGAAGUUUUUGUGAAUAAAGGCCCGACCCGAUGUAUACACACACACACAUACAUGCAUGUAUAUUUGUAUAUACAUAUGUAUGCGCAUACAUAUGUACAUACCAUGGUGAAUAUGUAUUGCUCUACUACGCUCUAAAUUUCGCCCCAUCUGUUUUCGAACCCAAAAAAGGGUUUUCAACUAGAAAUCCUUGCGUGCUGUCGAAGGUACCUUUAAUUAUCUUCAAUAGAGUUUUUCUUUUCUGACCACCACAUAGUUUUUUAUACAGAGAUACAACCAGAGGCAUUCGAUACCAAAGCAAUAAUCUAAAAAUAUAAAUUAAGUAUACACUAAGUCUCUCACAUGUAUUCAAAUCUGCAUACACACAUAUAUUCAUAUGAAAAUUGCGAAUGUACAUAUGUAUGUAAAUAUGUAUGCAUGAAAAUUAUACUUAGUAUUUUAGUAUUUUAUUUUAAUUUGAGGCCUUACUUGCCUUAUCUGACUUACAUACUUACAUACAUAAAUAAAUAUAAUUUAAUUAAUGUGUGAACUCCUCUGAAAUCUUUGCACUUUCGUUUUCCCCAGUGUAUAUUUAUUUUCAUGCCCAGUGAUUGUUGUAUGUACACGAUUCUUAUGUAUGUACAUAAUUGUAAUUAAAGCAAAGAAAGUAUUA
Messenger RNA from Rhagoletis zephyria (snowberry fruit fly), 945 nucleotides. RefSeq lists its product as uncharacterized. The record is from RefSeq and is a predicted model, not a curated record. NCBI's taxonomy places the organism in Eukaryota, Metazoa, Arthropoda, Insecta, Diptera, Tephritidae.